This is a messenger RNA of Owenia fusiformis, 1979 nucleotides long. The record is from the annotation of a GenBank genome assembly. NCBI's taxonomy places the organism in Eukaryota, Metazoa, Annelida, Polychaeta, Sabellida, Oweniidae.
ACUGCAUCCUGGACGAACAGACUCAAAUAACAUUUCGAGCGCGGGUCGUCUUCAGGCUUCAAGAUGUGGCAUGAGGCAAGGCGCCAGGAGAGGAAGAUCAGGGGGAUGAUGGUAGAUUAUAAAAGACGUGCUGAAAGACGUCGUGAUUAUUAUGAACGAAUCAAAGCUGACCCAAGUAUUUUUCUCCGGGUAUAUGGUAGGCCUGCCAAAAUCAACCUUGACCCUGCCGUUGCUAUAGCAGCUGAAAGUCCUAAAAGCAUGAUGCCAUGGCAGGGGGACACAAGUAACAUGAUUGACAGGUUUGACGUGCGAUCAAGUUUGGACAUAAUCCCGGAGUAUAAAAGGACACCUUCCCACCAGUCAGAGGAGGAGGAAAAAGAGGAACACCGGUGUAACUAUGAGAGAUAUAGGACGUUGGUCCAGAAUGAAUAUGAUGGGGUGACCCAGGAACAGUGGCUCCAUCAACUACAUCUUGAUGAACAGUUUGGUGCUACAGACAUUGAUGUUGCUAAAGAGAAAGAAGAAGAAAAGAAAAAAUUAGCAGUUAAUAAGGCAGCUAUAGGUUUCACUUAUGAAGACAGUACUCCUGUUGAGAAGAAAAAAUCUAAGAAAACUGAAAAAGGAUUAAAAGAUGAUUCCGAUGAAGAAGAAAGUAGUUCCGGCAGUGACUCAGAUAGUGAUUCAGAUCUGGAGUUCGACUUAGAUAUUAAUGUUGAUGUAGAUGAACUCACACAGGACCAAAUAGAUGUGUUAAACAGCAGUGGGACAAUGUUUGGACUGGGUGAAACAGACUAUAUUGAUUUCCUUAAAAAAGACAAAAGGGACACAGAAGAAUUUAAAUUGGCAAAAAUGGUGGAAGAAGAAAAGGCUCAAUUUUCAGGUCGCAAGUCACGACGGGAAAGGAGAGCUUAUAAGGAAAAACAGUUAAUGAACAGAAAGUUCAGUCCACCAAGUUAUGCUGCCCGUGACAGCCCAGAAUACAAACCAUACAACAAACGUGCCUCGAAGUCACGUUCCCGAUCCCGUUCUUACUCACCUCCGAGGGCCAAUCCGGUUUACAUUACAAGCUUUGGGCAUGACAGCGACGGAGAAGGCGGGGGCAUCAUGCAGGGGCCGUGUCUUCCUAACCAAAUAAUGCCAGUCGGUCCACAGCUGCCAAAUGUUGGACCACAGCUGCCGAAAGUUGAACCUCAGCUGCCGUCUUCUGCUCAAGGACCGUCACUUCCAGAAAAUAAUCCAAUCAGAUCCCGGUUAUCUAGAAGUAGGUCGAGAAAUAGAUCAAGAUCUAGAAGUUGGAGUUCAAGGUCAUCUUCAAGGUCAAGAAGUAGGUCAAGGUCAUAUAGCAGCAGAUCAAGGUCAAGGUCAUACAGCAGGUCACGAAGUAGAUCACGAAACAGGUCAAGGUCAUAUCGGAGAAGUCACAGUCGAAGUAGAACCGGAAGGUCAAGAUCCCGAGACAGGUAUCGAAGGUCAAGAUCGAGGGACAGAUAUCGUUAUUCUAGGUCAAGGUCAAGAUCAAGAAGCAGAGAGAAGAAAGUACCAAUAAAGCGCUAUCGUCGUCCAAGUCUAUCCAGCGGAAGUGACAAUGAGGUGGAGGUGUCAAGCUACAGAGAUCGCCAGUUGAAGACUAAUACAGACAUUUCAAAGUCAAAGCCAAGCUAUGGUUCUACAUUGGGUAUUAAACGAGAAACAUCUGACAAAGGUGCCAAGCUGACACAUGCAGAGAAACUGAAACGUAAAAUGCAGGCGGCUUUAAACAAACAAUACAAGAGUGACAAGAAAACACAAGAGAAGAAAGUGAUGAUGAAGGAGCGGCAGAGGAUGGACAGAGAGGACGAGAUAAGGAGCUCUGCGAUGGAGAUGAGGAAGAGAGAACGGGAAAGGAGACAUCGCGAUGCCUUGGAGAGGGAGAGAUUGGAGAGUGAGCAGAUGAAGCAGUCUCACUCUGAAAAUCGGCAAAGGAAAAGCAGUCCACGUAA